AUGAGCGAAACAACUCGACUAAAAAGCACUGUCUACGUGGGCGGCCUCGACCAAGCUGUGACAUCGCAAACGCUCACAGAGGCCUUCCUGCCUUUUGGCGAAAUUGUCGAUGUGUCAUUACCAAAGCCAGACCUGCCGUCGUCGACCGACAAUCACCGAGGAUUUGGAUAUGUUGAAUUCGAGGUUCCACAAGACGCAAAGGAAGCUAUCGACAAUAUGGACCAGAGCGAACUGUACGGACGCAUUAUAAAAGUUGCUGCGGCAAAGCCUCAAAGAGAUGCGAACGAAGGUCUGGGAAGCAAGACAGCUAUUUGGGAACAGGAGGGCUAUCUUGCAAAAUACGCUGUCAGCGAAGAGGACCGUCAAGCUGCUGAGGAAGCUCGAUUGGCAGCAAACAGCCGUCCUGAAGACCCAAUGCAAGGCCUAGAAGGUCUUGACGUUGCGGGACCAAAACCGGAGUAA
Messenger RNA from Talaromyces marneffei, 462 nucleotides. RefSeq lists its product as uncharacterized. The transcript is spliced from 2 exons. NCBI's taxonomy places the organism in Eukaryota, Fungi, Ascomycota, Eurotiomycetes, Eurotiales, Trichocomaceae. The coding region runs from base 1 to 462 and encodes 153 amino acids. Gene Ontology annotation, molecular function: RNA binding. The record is from RefSeq and is a predicted model, not a curated record.